This is a messenger RNA of Laetiporus sulphureus 93-53, 1497 nucleotides long. Its product is annotated as NCS cytosine-purine permease. Gene Ontology annotation, biological process: transmembrane transport. Gene Ontology annotation, cellular component: plasma membrane. The record is from RefSeq and is a predicted model, not a curated record. Gene Ontology annotation, molecular function: transmembrane transporter activity. Bases 1 to 1497 code for a protein of 498 amino acids. Lineage: Eukaryota; Fungi; Basidiomycota; Agaricomycetes; Polyporales; Laetiporaceae. The transcript has 11 exons.
AUGAACUCCGACUCGAAGGAGAAGCUGGACGCCGUCUUCGACACCGAGAAGGACGCUGGCUCGGUAGUAGAGAAGGAGGCAUGCGAUCUGCAGCUCCGCAAUCGCUGGACGCGGAAGCUUCUGAGCUGGGGUGUGGAGGAGAGAGGCAUCCUGCCCGUCCCACUUGAAGAUCGCACCGACACGCAAUACAGCAAAGUCUUCUUCAUAUGGCUGUCGGCAAAUUUCAAUAUCUUAUCGUUCUCCGCCGGCACGCUAGGUCCUCUGCUUUACGGCCUGAGUCUGCGAGAAUCAUGCCUCGUGAUCCUCUUCUUCAACCUGCUAUGCAACAUACCACCGGCUUAUCUAUCAACGUGGGGACCAAAACUUGGGCUGCGCCAGCUGUGCCAAGCACGCUACAGCUUUGGCUACUUCGGGGUCAUCAUUAUGAGUUGCUUUAACAUGGCGACAGGCCUCGGUUACUGUAUUCUCAACUCUAUACUCGGAGGUCAAACGUUGUCCAGCAUCACGAAUGGAAGCCUCUCAUGGAGCGUCGGAAUUGUUAUAAUAGCAGUAGUAUCGCUGCUUAUCUCAUUCGGCGGUUAUAAAUUGCUAGCAUGGUACGAACGGUUAGCGUGGAUACCCGUCUUGGUGUCAUAUGUCGUUGCUCUUGGACUCGGUGGCAAGCACCUCAGCAAUCCUGCUCCUGCAGAGCCUGCGACGGCAUCCACUGUCCUCAGCUUUGCGUCCAUCAUCGCAGGUUUCGUCAUUACCUACGCGCCAAUAUGUUCUGACUACACUAUUUAUUAUACCCCUGACGUUGCGAGUUGGAAGAUUUUUAUCUCCGCCUAUCUCGGAUUCAACGUGCCCGUUGUAAUGCUUUGUUUUGGCGCGGCAGUGGCCGUGGCUUUGCCAUAUGUUCCAGCAUGGAACGAUGGAUACAACAACGGAAACGUCGGCGGCCUCCUCGAGGCGAUGCUGCGCCCUGCAGGCAACUUUGGGAAAUUCCUCACAGUUCUUCUCGCGCUCAGUGUCACCGCCAAUCUUGCGCCGACGUUUUACUCUUUCUGCAUGUCUUUCCAAGUGUUCAUACCUCCUGCAGCUGCUGUGCCGCGAUACAUGUUCUCGCUGCUCGCGGUCGCCAUCGUCAUACCACUGUCUAUUGCCGGCCAACACAAGUUCUAUGACACACUGAGCAAUUUUCUCGGAAUCAUCGGAUACUGGGCGAGCGCCUUCUGCGCCGUUGUGCUGAUUGAGCACUUUGUCAUCCGCCGAAGCGACUUCUCUUCUUAUAACCUCCGGUACUGGGAUGAUUACCGCCGCCUGCCGCCGGGUUUCGCGGCGGUGUGUGCAUGUCUGCUUUCUGUUGGGCUGAUCGUGCCGUCGAUGGACCAAGUCUGGUUCGUUGGGCCGAUCGCGCAGAGGACGGGGGACAUCGGGUUCGAGAUGGCGUUUACGGUGACGGGGUUGUGCUAUGUGCCGCUGCGGUACUUGGAGCUGAGGUUCCGCAAGAUGGUAUGA